Messenger RNA from Paramuricea clavata, 1097 nucleotides. The record is from the annotation of a GenBank genome assembly. NCBI's taxonomy places the organism in Eukaryota, Metazoa, Cnidaria, Anthozoa, Malacalcyonacea, Plexauridae.
AUGGCUGUUAAUAAUUCUUUGUUUGAAAGUGAGUCACCUCUGCCAUUUAAUCACCUGGAUGAUACCGCCUUUAAUGCAGUAUUGUAUGAGUUUGAACAUGGUCCAUUAAAUUUUGACUUAGAUCGUUUAGAAUCUUUAAUAUUCAAUCCAAUUGAAUAUCUGCCUUCUACUUUCGAGAACUCAUUUAUAACUAAUCUUGACCCAGAUUUAAACUUUAACGAACUAAUGCCAUCUAAUAGUAGGUACAUGAUUGAAAGUGAAGUUAAUGAACUUGUAACGGAUAAACCAUGUAAUUCGGGAAUGUCUUUUUUGCAUAUAAAUUGUCGAAGUCUCAUUGGUAAUUUUGAUAGGUUUAGAGUUUUAACCACAAAUUUGCUCGACUCAUUUUCUGUAAUUGGAGUAUCUGAAACCUGGCUAAACGAUGAUACUUUUAAUAUGGUAAAUCUGCCUGGUUAUAACUUCAUUAGUAAUCAUCGCCGAGGUAAAACAGGCGGUGGUGUAGGUCUUUAUCUAGGUGAUUAUUUUCAGUACAAAUUAAUUCAAGACUGUAAUAUUUCUAAUCCUGAAGUAAUUGAGUCUCUGUUUGUUGAAAUUUCAAACCCUCUUGGGAAAAACAUUAUUGUAGGAACUGUUUACCGCCCACCCAACCAAAACCUUGUCUCAUUUAUCGAAGACUUUAAUAAAAUCCUUUCUAUUAUUUCCAAAGACAACAAGCAAUGCUACAUAAUGGGAGAUUUUAAUUUGGACUUACUUCAUUGUGAUCAUCAUGCGUAUACACAAGAAUUUAUAGACUCAUUAUUUUCACAUAUGUUUAUUCCUCUUAUUAAUAAGCCAACGCGGCUAACUUCUCAUUCAGCAACACUAAUUGAUAACAUAUUUACGAAUUGUUUUACACAAAAUAUUGUAAAUGGAAUUAUUCUGAACGACUUGUCGGACCACCUGCCUGUGUUUGCAUUAUCUAGUACUAAAUUUGAGAAACCAAAUAAUGAAACCACUUAUUAUACUCGGGAUUACAAUGAUUUAAAUAUUAUCAAGUUUCAAACUAAAUUAUCACAGGUCGAAUGGACUCGGGUUUUGAUAGGGCAGGAUCCAAAUAG